AUGGACAACUCUUCCUCCUUUAUCUACUACAACGGCACUUUCUCUUUAGAGACAAUCCGGGCUCUGAAGGUCAUGUCUCCUCUGGGCGUCCUCAUCUGCCUCGGGGGGCUGGUGGGCAACGGCCUCGUCCUCGGCCUCCUCGUGUUCUCGGUCAAGUGGGGGGGCUUCACCGUCUUCAUCUUCCAUUUGUCACUGGCUGACUUUCUCUACCUUUUCUGUCAGACAGUGUGGUUUAUAGAAAUCAUAUUGGAUACCUUUCACGGCAUCUGGUUUGGUUGGAAGUACAAGUUUAUACUCAUAGGCACGUCCUACACGGCGGGGCUGUGCCUGCUGGCCGCCAUCAGCGUCGGGCGCUGCCUGUCUGCCCUGUGUCCCAUCUGGUGCCGGCUGCGCGCUCCCAGGCACGCGCCCGCCGCGCUGUGCUCCCUGGCCUGGGUCCUCUCCGUCUCAGUGAACGUGCACUUCCUCAUCUGUUUUGAUACUAACUUACGAGCUUGCUUGGUGCACAGAUUAUAUUCUGUUUUGCUCUGUGUUCUUUUUUCUGUAAGCGUCCUGUGCACUCUGGCUGUGCUGAUCAAGGUCAGGUGCAGCCGCCAGCUCCGCCUCCCCGACAAGUUUUACGUCACCAUGCUGCUGACUGUCCUGUUCCUCCUGUUCGCCUUCCCCCUUCCCAUCGCAGUAGUCUUCAUUCCUUUCCCUGACGUGACGUAUUUCAUAAGUCUGCUGCUGCUCGCCUCUGUGAACAGCAGCGCCAACCCUCUCGUCUAUUACUUUGCAGGGAGAAUCGGGGGGCGCAGGCAGGGGAGGAACUUCCGGGAGAUUUUCCAGAAGACGCUGGGGGAGGAGUCAAGUGUGAGAAAGGACACUUCCAGCGGGGCCGUCAGUAGUUCAGCGUGA
Messenger RNA from Pteronotus mesoamericanus, 897 nucleotides. Its product is annotated as mas-related G-protein coupled receptor MRG-like. Lineage: Eukaryota; Metazoa; Chordata; Mammalia; Chiroptera; Mormoopidae. Gene Ontology annotation, molecular function: G protein-coupled receptor activity. Gene Ontology annotation, biological process: G protein-coupled receptor signaling pathway. The coding region runs from base 1 to 897 and encodes 298 amino acids. Gene Ontology annotation, cellular component: membrane. The transcript has a single exon. The record is from RefSeq and is a predicted model, not a curated record.